AUGGCGCUGAAGCAUAACAUUUUCUUGGCACUUGCCUCGUGCUUUCGUUCAGCUUUUUGUUUGUGGGGUUGUGCUGCGGUUUUCAUGCGAAAACUUAAGUAUUCAAAUUUUGUCGUCUUGAAUCUGCUGUGCGAUUUCGCGUUACGCCAAUUGCAUCAAGAACGGAACGUGUCCGAGAGAAAUUUCUUGCAGAGCAGCUGUUUAACGAGGGAGGAUGUUCAGAGAGAGUACGGAUCACAAGGAGUUACAAAAUUUCAAGGAAGUGCCCUGGACAUAAUUAUCUGCUUGAAUUCUGAAUAUGUGGUCGGAGAAGUGGCAGAGCUUGUUGUAUCUCAGUGGGCCAACAAUUUUCAAAGUUCCAUGGAGAAUGCUUUCAAAGAGAUGGCGCAACAGAUAAGCUCAUUGAAGAAUGACGUUCAGAAACUGAUGGAAACAGUGGAGCUUGCAAUUAAUCACUCUCCCCACCUUGGAAGGGCUAAUGCUAAAUCUAUGGGAGAAAAUGAAGUGAGAAACUUACAGCUUCAAGUUCAAACCAAAGUGUCAGACACUCUAUUUACUGGAAAGAAAGUAGAAGAAGAGGGGGGUGCUCGCAUUUCUGUUGCCUUGAUCGAUGCAAAUACAGGGGAUGUUGUUAGAUCAGACAAGGAAUCCUUCAUAAGGUUGGACGUCGUCGUGCUUAAAGGUGGCUUCAACAAAGAUGACGGGGAUAACUGGACAAAAGAAGAGUUUGACAGCCAACUGGUUAAAGUACGUGAAAAAAAGGGGCUGCUUUUGACAGGAGAUCUCCAAUUGACACUCAAGGGAGGUGUUGGGGAGCUGGGAGAACUGAUAUUUAGGGACAAUUCCCGCUCGGAUGACACUGAAAAAUUCAGGAUAGGGCUUAAGGUGGCAUCAGGUUAUUGUGAGAAUACACGAAUCCGAGAAGGAAAAACAAAUGCCUUCCGGGUCAAGGAACGUAGAGGAGAAUCAAACCAGAAACAUUAUCCACCUGCAUUGGAUGAUGAGGUCUGGAGGUUGGACAAGAUUGCCAAAGAUGGGAUAUCUCACCAAAAAUUGAAGAGAGCUGGAAUACAUAAAGUGCAGGGCUUUCUCCAGCACCUGCAUAAUGACUCCAAGAAACUGAGAGAGGUUCUUGGAAAGAGCAUAACAUCAAUGCACUGGGAGUGCCUUGUAGAUCAUGCAAAGACUUGCACAAAUUGGAAAACUUAUGAGAACCAUUCUAAUGACAUGAGCAAGCAUGCUGCUGUAUUCAACACUGAUCGUCAGCUGACCGGCCUAAUCAACGACAUUUUAUAUUCAGCUACUGAUCGACUUUCUGCCCAAGAGAAGGAACCUGGAGAUGCAAUCAUAAAAAAGGCGGCCUUUGAUAAUUGGAAUGAUGUUGGGGAGUUCCAUUGUGAGAUCUUUUCUGGUUCGAUGCUAAAGAAUAGCUCUCAAGUUAUUGAAGGACAAAUUGGAAAUCUCAUACCUGUUCAAUGUCAUUCAGCUCCACGAACCUGUGCCACUUCAGUUGGUCCGGAAGCUCUGCCAGCAAAUGCGGGCUCCCCUGUUGAAGUUCUUUCUCCAGGACAUAAUGGUGUAGCCGAUUUGCCAUUGCCGGUACAGUCACAAAUUACCGGUUGUGGGGAUGCCAUGGAGUUUCCAGUUGAUGAAAGUGCUCCUCCUGCUGCGAGCCAGCACCUAUCUGCAAACCGCCGGAAUGCUCAAUUUUCUCAGGGAGAUGGUGGUAGUACUUGCUUCGGACAGCCGAUACAGUCGCCUGAUAUCAUUUCGCAGGAAGCCACAGGUAGCCAAGUGUCCAAUCCGUGGAGGCAAACGGACUCUACUACAGUUGGAGAGGUUGCUCUCCCCUCUGAACCACCAUAUGCCCCUCGUCCUGAAGGCAAUCACGCAAUGGAAGAUUCCCAAUUCGACGAUGCAGAUUAUCCAAUGGAUUACUUGAGCAUACUAGAUUUUGGCACGACGUUUCAGACCCCACCAGGGGAUGAUGGUUCUGUUUAG
Messenger RNA from Eucalyptus grandis, 2001 nucleotides. RefSeq names its product calmodulin-binding protein 60 D-like. The coding region runs from base 1 to 2001 and encodes 666 amino acids. The transcript is spliced from 11 exons. Gene Ontology annotation, molecular function: calmodulin binding; sequence-specific DNA binding; DNA-binding transcription factor activity. NCBI's taxonomy places the organism in Eukaryota, Viridiplantae, Streptophyta, Magnoliopsida, Myrtales, Myrtaceae. Gene Ontology annotation, biological process: regulation of salicylic acid biosynthetic process. The record is from RefSeq and is a predicted model, not a curated record. Gene Ontology annotation, cellular component: nucleus.